This is a messenger RNA of Pecten maximus, 2239 nucleotides long. RefSeq lists its product as uncharacterized. Lineage: Eukaryota; Metazoa; Mollusca; Bivalvia; Pectinida; Pectinidae. The record is from RefSeq and is a predicted model, not a curated record. The transcript has 9 exons. The coding region runs from base 1 to 1116 and encodes 371 amino acids.
AUGACGGACGUAGACGAAUCCACAGAAAUGUUCGUACCCCCAGGCCUGGUGCACGAGGCACACCCCGAAUUGUUUGACAUAAGGGCGAUGCCAGCACCCCCAAAAGAAGCCAGACUUGGACAGCUUCCUCAGCACUUAAUCAGACAGUUUUUUGAAGAGGGAUAUGUUCUGGUACCGGAUUUUUUCCGCCCCGAAGAGCUGGAACCUUGCCGCCGAGCAGUAGAGAGACAAGUGGAAAGAUUGGCACAGAAACUCUACAAGGCCGGCAAAAUCAAAGACUUGUACAGCGAGUAUGGUCUUUUCGAGCGACUGACCCAUAUAGACAAGGAGUUUCCGGGAGCCAACGUAAUCCUGCUGAAAUAUCCUGACCUGUGUGAUGAGUUUAAGGCACUGUGGACUAACGAACGCUUGUUAAACGUUGUGGAACAGCUUAUUGGACCCGAAAUCCACGGCCAUCCUCUCUGGAACCUUCGUACUAAAACACCUCAAAACGAGGCUACUACAGUGCCUUGGCACCAAGACGUUGCCUAUCUUGACAAUGACUGUUACACAACGCUUCAAGCAACCGCUUGGAUACCAUUACUAGACACAAAUGCCAACAAUGGAUGUAUGCAGAUGGUUCGAAGAGGUCACAGGGCAGGUCGGAUAGCCACUCACCAGUGUUGUGAUGGAGGAACCUGGUACGUCAUGCUGAAUGAGGAAGAGAUGGCGAAAAGUCUCGGUACAAACCCUGCCACCGAUUUUGUCACUUGCGAGGUUCCUUAUGGAGGGAUGCUGUUAUUCAAUAAUAUCAUUCCUCAUCGCAGCCUGAUGAAUUUGUCAAACGACAUCCGCUGGAGUUUUGACCUGCGCUGGCAGAAACCCAGUUUACCAAACGGGUUUUACGGCAAGAAGGACGGCGUCCUCAUGAGGACGGCAAAAGAUCCCAACUUUCAGAUAUCGUGGGAGAAAUUCGACAGUACCAUCCGCCACAAACUAUUUCGAAGUGCGGCAGUGGAGGUGGGUAAACUGCAAGGAGGAAGAGGAAGAAUUCGACACGACAGUUCCAGGACCAUGGAUGAAAAAAUGGGAGAUUGUGCACGUGAACCGUCACGUGGAAAGUUACAGGGCGGAUAGUGCCAGAUUUGACGAGGUCCAUUAACGAAUGCCCAACCUUGAAUAGUCCACGCAAAUUGGACACCUUGUAUACUCACGUGUAGUUAUGACUAAGAAUGUCGCUAUCCUGGUAAAAAGUUCAUACCUGACUGUCAUACUGGAUUUAAACUCAAUGAACCGAUGGUUGAUGCCAUUCAUUGGCGUCAUUUUUUUCAAUUUGAAGAAAUUUCGGUUUUAGAGCUGGUCAAAAAAUCAAAUUAGUCAGGAUAAAUUUAUUACGAUUAUUCGAUAGUGUAUUAUCACCUGAAGGUAACAGGAUUGAAUUAAAAUAACCGAUACGGUCAUGAAUUUCAUUAAUAUAUUCCUAGAACUACAGAAAUUAGGACAAGAACAAAGUAAAGACCAUUAUUUUCAAUAAGUGAACCACAGCCCCAACUGGAGUAGGGAUAAUAUGAUCUAUUUAUUCAUGACAGUUCAAGUCACUUGCAUUAUUUCUUAAUUGGCACAAGAUAAUAUUUAAUAUUUAUAAUAUUUUACGAGGGGCAUAGUUUUUAAAAGUAGCAGAAACAGUAUCUUAGAAUUAGCUAUUGUUUGAUUAAGAUUCUUUUUGAAGGAAUUUAGACCUACUGCCCAGCGAAUGAUCAAGAUUAUUCCAUUCCUGCAUGGCACUUAAAAAGAAACUUGUAUUGUAGAUACUGGUUCUUGUCCUUGGUAUAUUGAAAAAAUGUUCUAUGGUGACGCAAAUUAUGAAUAUUCUGCUAAUAAUUCAUUAAUGAUUCAAUGAUAUCAAACAAAUAAUCAGGUCAUGUGAUUCAUAAUUUUGUGCAUUAAAAUUAGGUUUUGCUUAUGACGCCUUUUUACCUUAUCCGUGUCUUUGUCCAGUUUAUAAUGUGAAAUACCACUUCUAAACCCAGUAAUAAUUUACAUUGCAUCAACCUGUACAGGUUCUAAUGAUUUAGAUACAGCAAUAGUGCAGUUGUCCAAAAUGAAAUCUGAAUUCUGACAAAUGAACAGUUUAAUUACAAGAGUUGUCCAUUCAACUUUGUGCUUUAUCAUAAAAAGAUUGUCGUUUUAUACUUUAUUGUAAAUAUCAUUAAUAUGAUCCUCCCAUGUGGCUUUUGAGUUAAAUACAUCCUUAUGUUUA